Messenger RNA from Malania oleifera, 1970 nucleotides. RefSeq names its product monogalactosyldiacylglycerol synthase 2, chloroplastic-like. The coding region runs from base 437 to 1807 and encodes 456 amino acids. Gene Ontology annotation, molecular function: hexosyltransferase activity. Lineage: Eukaryota; Viridiplantae; Streptophyta; Magnoliopsida; Santalales; Ximeniaceae. Gene Ontology annotation, biological process: glycolipid biosynthetic process. The record is from RefSeq and is a predicted model, not a curated record. The transcript is spliced from 8 exons.
AAAAAUGAAUUUGGAAGACGUGAGCAUCGCUCCCAUUCUAAAUGGUCAAGCCUCCACUGUUCUCCCAUUUCAUAGAUUCGAAUCUGCUCCCCAGAACAUUCCAAAAUCCCCGCCACAAAACCCAUCAUAAAUGCGAAUCAAACCCUAAAAAUUCUCACACUCGUUCAAUUUCCACUAGCCUUUAUAAAUCCCUCUCUCUCGGCUCUUCCCAGAAAAAAAAACCACCCUUGAACACCACAAUCGCCAGCUCCAACCUCCGCCUCUUCCUCUCUUGACUCUCCUCUCCACCUUUCGCCUCCAACGGUCUCUCUCCGGCGCUCCGUUCGGCUUCCGCCGAAAAACCCUUUUGGCCGGAGGCGGGGCGGGCUCGGGGGAGGCGAGUUUGGAAUUUGGGGAUUUCUGGGUGUUUGAGAUUUUGGGCGGUGGGUCAUCGGAAAUGGCCAUGGCGGUGGCGUCGCCGAGGAAGUCCCUGAAUGCGGUGUUCCAGAGAGUUGGGGGGUGCUAUGGGUACGGAAUGGACCAGAACCAUUCCUCGGAUGAUGAGCGAAUGGUCGAGGAAGAGGAGGCGAACAUGGAGUUGUUGGAGAUGGGGGCGGAGAGGACCAAGAAUGUGUUGAUCUUGAUGAGUGAUACGGGAGGUGGGCACAGGGCUUCUGCCGAGGCAAUUCGUGAUGCGUUUCGAUUGGAAUUUGGGGAUGAGUACAAGAUAUUUGUGAAAGAUGUUUGGAAAGAGUACACCGGCUGGCCAUUGAACGACAUGGAGAGACAAUACAAGUUCAUGGUGAAACAUGUCCAGCUUUGGAAGGUUGCAUUCCACAGUACAUCGCCACGGUGGAUCCACAGCUUCUAUCUCGCUGCAAUUGCCGCCUUCUAUGCCAAGGAGGUUGAGGCUGGUUUGAUGGAGUACAGGCCAGACAUUAUCAUUAGUGUCCAUCCUCUAAUGCAACACAUUCCCUUAUGGGUUCUCAAAUGGCAGGGUCUUCAGAAAAAAGUAAUCUUUGUUACAGUCAUUACAGACCUCAAUUCUUGCCAUCCCACAUGGUUUCACCCUGGGGCAAACAGAUGCUACUGCCCCUCACAGGAAGUAGCCAAGAAGGCUUUACUUGAUGGCUUAGAGCCUUCUCAAAUCCAAGUAUUUGGCUUGCCCAUUCGACCCUCUUUUGCCCGCGCAGUCCUCUCUAAGGACGAUUUAAGGAUAGAGCUUGAGAUGGACCCAGUGUUGCCUGCAGUUCUGCUGAUGGGAGGAGGCGAAGGAAUGGGUCCUGUUGCGAAAACUGCGAAGGCCCUGGGUGCAUCAUUGUUUGAUGAAGAACUUGGGAAACCCAUUGGCCAACUGGUUGUUAUAUGUGGUCGUAACAAAUCCUUAGUCUCAUCUCUUGAAUCCAGUGAAUGGAAGAUCCCUGUUAAGGUAAGAGGGUUCGAGACCCAAAUGGAAAAAUGGAUGGGAGCUUGCGACUGCAUAAUUACAAAGGCUGGACCAGGUACAAUUGCAGAGGCAUUGAUUAGGGGGCUCCCCAUUAUCCUCAAUGACUACAUUCCUGGACAAGAAAAGGGUAAUGUCCCUUACGUGGUAGACAACGGGGCAGGUGUCUUCACUCGAAGUUCAAAAGAAACAGCCAGGCUUGUGGCCGAAUGGUUCAGCACCAAGACAGAAGAACUCAAGCAAAUGUCAGAGAACGCGCUCAAACUAGCACAACCUGAUGCAGUUUUCGACAUUGUGAAGGAUCUUCAUGAACUUGCAGGCCAGCGCAGCCCUCUUGCCAAAGUCCCCUACACGUUGACAUCGUCAUUCACCAGCCUGAUCUAAUAUUUCGACAGGACCAAGUCUAAGGGUUGUCCUUAAUAGAAUGCCGUGUACAGCUAGCUUUAAUAUUGUCAUUCUUUGCUUUCAGGUUUAGUUAUAUAUGUAAAUCGUUGAUAUAUAUGUAUAUAUACAUAAAUAUAUAUAUAUACGUAAAUAAUCUGAUAUA